Melanotaenia boesemani (Boeseman's rainbowfish) is the source of this 6130-nucleotide messenger RNA. It is a transcript of the gene mark4b, whose product is annotated as MAP/microtubule affinity-regulating kinase 4b. Gene Ontology annotation, cellular component: cytoplasm. Gene Ontology annotation, molecular function: tau-protein kinase activity; ATP binding; protein serine/threonine kinase activity. The coding region runs from base 1216 to 3573 and encodes 785 amino acids. The transcript is spliced from 18 exons. Gene Ontology annotation, biological process: protein phosphorylation; intracellular signal transduction; microtubule cytoskeleton organization. NCBI's taxonomy places the organism in Eukaryota, Metazoa, Chordata, Actinopteri, Atheriniformes, Melanotaeniidae. The record is from RefSeq and is a predicted model, not a curated record.
GUAACUGUGUUAGUAAAUUGUAGACAGUUAACCAGUCGUUUGGGGGUAAAUAUUACUUUAAUUACGAGCGCUAGUUAAUGAAUUAGGAUGACUGAUUUUGUGUGGAGUACCUGAAGGCAGCAAAAGUGAACAGAGCGGCGCAUGUGCGUGUGCACGAGCGGCCACAGACGCAGAGCUCUGCCUGUUCUUACCGCGCCGACGUCCCUCCCUCUUUCUCUUGUCACUGUGUUGAGGUGGAGGGGAGGGAGAUCCCGUUUUCUGUCGUAUUUAUUAUUAUUUUAACGAAAACAACUGUUAGUUUAUAGCAUGGAGAGAAGGACGUCUUCGAGUUCUGAUGCCGGUAGUUUUUCAUUCACAGCGGUACUGCUGGUUACCAAAGCGAACAAGAGGAUCUAAAAGCGGACUGGACUGAGAAGAACUGGAGUCUGUGAGGUUGCACAUCCACCGCUUUCUUCAACUGCAGUUGGUCAUUGAUUUAUUUCCCCAAGACUGCGUCUGUCUCUCAGCACUCAGAAUUGCUGUCUCCGUUAGGUUCUGGUUCUCUGGCUGUUCUUUCGUGAGCGCCGCCGUUUUGACUUUUGUCAUCCAAAAAUGUCCCAUUAGCUAGCUAACAGGAAAACAGAAACUCCCCUUUCUUCUGAACUCGACCAGUAGUGGUCGCAGGGACAGAGACCAUCGUGUUUGCUCUCGAAGCUCUUACCAUUUACCUCAAUGUUUAUGCUUUUAUUUUAUUUUUUUUUUCAGUUGGAGAUGACACAGCUGAUAAACCGGUGAUAGCCGGGAUUUUUUUUUUUUCUUCUAGUGAUCCAUCCACCGUCAACCGAAAUGAUACGGUAGCGUCUAGGAGGGAUUGGGGGAAAGUGAGAAGCUAAGUAGGGGGGAUUCAGUCUUGGCUUUUAUUUUUGUGUCUUCAGAAGAGGCAGGUUUAGAUCGAGGAAAAGACAGACAUGAGGCGAUUGUAGCGAACAGUUUGUUUUUACGCAUCAAUCUAAGCUGGAUCACUGUCACGGUGAUCUGUGCUGCUUUCACGGACUGUAACAAUGGGGAUUGUGUGAGAAGGGGAGCCGUUUUUACCUUCACGCACACCGAGCCUGGAGGGACUGACAGCCAGACUCAACAGGGUUUGUGUUUUUUGUGUUUUUUAAUCAACGGAACACAAACCAUUUGCCUACUUUUAUUUAUUUCCUGGACGGCGACCUACACUCUGGGACGAAAAUGUCUUUACGCACGGCACUGCCUGGGAACGAGCGGAACCCGGACCAUCAUACCUCCCUGUCGGCCAGCCGCUCAGAGAAGGGUACAGGAUGGUCAAGCCGCUCACUUGGUGCCCGAUGUCGAAACUCCAUCGCCUUGUGUUCAGAUGAGCAUCCACACAUCGGCAACUACAGGCUGCUCAAAACCAUCGGCAAAGGCAACUUUGCCAAAGUCAAACUGGCACGACAUAUAUUAACCGGCAGAGAGGUUGCAAUAAAGAUUAUAGACAAAACACAACUUAACCCAACAAGCCUACAGAAGCUAUUUCGAGAGGUACGGAUCAUGAAAACCCUUAACCAUCCCAAUAUAGUCCAAUUGUUUGAGGUGAUUGAGACGGAGAAGACACUUUACCUGGUUAUGGAGUACGCUAGUGGAGGCGAAGUGUUUGACUACCUCGUGGCUCAUGGCAGAAUGAAGGAGAAAGAGGCCAGAGCCAAGUUCAGGCAGAUUGUCUCAGCGGUUCACUACUGUCAUCAGAAGAACAUUGUUCACAGAGACUUGAAGGCGGAAAACUUGCUAUUAGAUGCUGAUUCCAACAUUAAAAUAGCAGACUUUGGCUUCAGUAACGAGUUCACUGAAGGCAGUAAACUGGACACAUUUUGCGGCUCACCGCCCUACGCUGCCCCAGAACUCUUCCAGGGAAAGAAGUACGACGGUCCAGAGGUGGACAUCUGGAGCUUGGGUGUCAUCCUAUAUACACUGGUCAGCGGGUCCCUGCCCUUUGACGGGCAGAACCUAAAGGAGCUGCGGGAGCGGGUUUUGAGGGGGAAAUACAGAGUGCCCUUCUACAUGUCUACAGACUGCGAGGGAAUCCUGCGCCGCUUCCUGGUCCUCAACCCUGCUAAGCGUUGCUCUCUUGAGCAAAUAAUGCAAGAUAAGUGGAUAAACAUCGGCUAUGACGGGGAUGAGUUGAAACCCCACAUAGAGCCUGUGGGGGACUUGAACGAUACCAGCCGAAUUGAUGUGAUGAUUGGGAUGGGAUUCAACAAAGAGAAUAUUAGAGAUUCUCUGGUCAGUCAGAAGUACAAUGAGAUCACUGCCACAUAUCUGCUGCUGGGACGCAAGAAUGAGACCGAGGGCACUGACGCUCGGUCAGGCAGCAGUCUAAGUCUGGCUCGUGUUCGCCCCAGUGCCAUUUCUAAUGGAACAAGCAAACACUCAACGUCCUCUUCGUCCUCCGGUGCACCAUCUUCCACCUCUGGCCAUAAGGCACAGCGCAGCGCCUCGACAUACCACCGCCAGAGACGACACUCUGACUUCUGUGGUCCAGCGGCUCCAGGGUCAGCACACCCGAAACGAAGUCCUAGUGGUGUAGGCGAAGGAGCAGGGCUUAAAGAGGAGCGGCUGUCAAUACGAAAGCCAAGUACCACUACUGUAGGUUCCCGUAGCAUCCCAGCUCCCUGCAGUCCCAUGGUUAGCUCUGCUCACAACCCAAAUAAAGCUGAGAUACCUGACCGGCGCAAGGAAGUGAACUCAACAACGAAUAACAUUCCUGCUAGUGCCAUGACUCGAAGGAACACAUAUGUGUGUACGGACCGAUCUAAUACGGACAGACACACUCUGCUGCAAAAUGGCAAAGACAACAGUACCUUAUCCCACCGCCUGCCCCCUGCCUCCCCCUCAACCCACAGUAUUGCUGGUGCAUCUGGGGUCUCCUCCUCUUCCUCCACGCCUUCGUCUCGUCUCUCCAGGGGAUCUACAGUGAGGAGCACUUUCCAUGGAGGGCAGAUUAGAGACCGUCGUCCUCCCUCCCAUGUACCCCCAGCGUCCCCUACGCCAUCCCAUGAUUCCAACCCACUGCCUCAUGCCAGGACACGGGCCACAACCAACCUGCUGAGCAAACUCACGUCCAAACUGACCCGCAGGGUCACUCUUGACCCUUCUAAACGUCAGAGCUCAAACAAGUCCGUGUCGGGCUGCACCCUCCCACAGGGGACAAAAACAGUUAACGAACCUGAGAGAAUCAGCAGAUCUCCGGUCACAAGUCGCCAUCUAUCUGGGCAUCAGAAAGCGGCCGAGCCCCGGACCCCCCGAUGCGGCUGGGAUGUAAGGGUGAGGAGCCCCCGUGACCCGGCGGAGGUGGUGCUGGCACUGCGUGAAGCAGCACAGGGCUGUGGCUGCCAGGUCCACCUGGCCGGGCCUUUCCUCCUGUCCUGCACCCAUGGAGCAGCCGGCGCCCGUGUGGCCUUCGAAGCUGAGGUCUGCCAGCUGCCCAGCGGGCUGGGCCAGAGCAGCGGUGUGAGGUUUAAGCGCUUGUGGGGGGCACCGUUAGCCUUUAGAGACAUUGCCACCAAAGUAUCCAAGGAGCUGGAGCUCUGAGGGCAACUGGAGGUGGGGCAGAGAGAUGACAGACAGGUUGAGGAAUGAGGAGGUAGAACCGAAGCCAGUCCCUCUUCGUUUCCACUCUGGGCUCCACCUCAUGGGAUGUUGCUAGCGAUGCCUCACUUCCACCAAGCGACCCUCUUGACUCCUCUGAUUGCCACCGGACACAGCUGGACAAAUGUAUCCACAAAUGUGGACAAGCAGCUGUCGGCAGACUUAUGAUGACCCUGGACUUUGGAGCUGUCGUGACCUUUGAUCCUUGCUUAGCACAUGCCACCACCUCCAUGGAGUCAAUUUUUAUGUUUUUUCUUUUGUCUUUUUUCCACAAGUUCAUAUUGUUAGAAUGGGGUUGCAGAGAAUGACAGUGAGUGAUCAUUUUGUUUUUAUUGACAUUGUUAUUCCUGUUAUGUUUGUCAUCAUUCCUUUUUAAAGAGCUGCUAUUUAAAAGAGUUUUUUAUUUUUUGUGUAUUAAGUUUAUGUUCUUUCUUUAGUGCUUUUAAAAUGGGCAGACAUUGACAACUGUUGUCAUUAUCGGAAGCAGAUGUCUCAUGAAACGAGACUUCCAGCCUAUAGAGGGAGACAUGCAGAAAUGCUGAGACUUGUGACAGAUUAAAUGGAGCAUCAAGUAAAAUGUCUGUCUAUCCAGUAGCAGAAUUCAUGUUUCUGCUCAGUUGGAAUUUGGAUCCGUUUACACCUGCUGAAACCUUUGCUUCUCUGCCUGCUGUCCAAGUUGAUGGCUUGCAAAUGAGCUGUCUAAACUCACAGGGUCCACCUGAUUGAUCAUGCUUAAUAAGCUGAUCAUUUGAGGUUCUGUUCUGCUUUUUACAGUUUCAGUCAGUGAUUACUGUCUUAAAUAAUAAGUUCUUUAUUCCUCGAAGCUGAACUUUUUCUUUUUAGAACAUAGCAGGCCUUGUAUAUUUUUUGGUCGGUUUCUGAGCCAUUAUUUACUUGAUGUAGAUUAAUUAAAGCGGAUUGUUGACACCAGUGUCAUUUAAACACUUGUAGACCAUUUGAUCAAAGAACAUUUCUACCCACAAUAGAUAUGAAAGUAGAAUGACUGAAAUACUUAUACUGAAAGGACAAAAUUUCUCUCACAUUGUUAAAAAGCUUCAUCCAACAAAAAGCCCCCUUUUCUUUCUACUAUUGUCCUAUUGUCUGGGUUUCUCUUUAGAGUCAAAGCACUACUUUUAAAUUAACAGGUGACCCUCAGCUUUGCUUUUUUUUGUCUUAAAAAAAAAGAAAAAAACAUUUUCCUUCAUGCACAACUCCUGUGGCCCAUACUGGUUCAGAAUAAAUCAAGUAGAAGUUGUUUCCAUGAUUUGCAGUAGUUCCUCCUCUAGCACUUUUUAUAAUAUCACAGACUGUCAGAAAGCCAUUGCUUUUGUUUUCUCUUAGUGAUGUGCAAUACAUCCACAAAGCCAAGAUAUUAAGACUUGAAUAAGAAUUGAUUAAAACUUGACAGGGCUCCUCGUCUGGUUUUGUUUUUAAUUUUGAUAUUGCUGGUAUGUUGAAUUUAUUCAGCACUUUUUGUUGCUUUUUUGCCAGUAUUUUCCUAUUCCACACUGGCAGAUUUUUUUUUUUUUAUAGGCUAUUUUGGUAAUUUGUUAAAAUAUUUUUAAUCCUGGAUGCCUUUUUUUGCUUUAUUAGCAUGCACAUAUAAUGGCUUCUUGACUGUGGAGAGGGAACGUUUUCUAUGUAGAUGUCAUUCAGUUUCAGGGAUGCCACAAUGUUGCAUUUAGAAACUGACGUACGAAGGUUUUCAGAUUUGACAAAAUACCAAAUUUCACUGAGGUAAACUCUCCCAUGAUGAUUUUUUUUUCUGUGUGUGUGCAGUCUUACAUUUUUUGUGGUCUUCACCUCAGAAACUCCCUAACAUGCAGACUGUAGACUUUUGCAAUGUUGACCAAUCAGACGGGAGUACUGCGAUGGUGAGCUGUCAGAUUCAGUUAUUGCUGUAAGAGGUUUAUGACUGUUAACCAUUAAGUCUGCAGCUGUGCUGUGAUGAGGCAGAACUGUAAGACUUGAUAUGAGAUUUGGUUUUUUUCUUUUAUAAAAGCACUUUGCUGCUCAUUGCAGAAUAAACCUACCAAGAUUUCUACAGAGUCCACCAAAUGCUACAUGGGUCAUCUAUCACUGCAAUGACAGACAACAACAAAAUCAAAAUGUUGUGGUACUUGUAUUGAAACACUCUAAAGCCAAGCAAUUGCAAUUGUAUUGAAUUUUAAGCUAGAUGUUGGUGAUCUUUUCUGCAGGAUUUAUCUAUUUCAUGGGAGAUUUCAGGUGCCCACCACUGUUUGAAAAUGUGAAGCUGUGAUUUAGGGCUAGUUAUGCAAUUUCUUUGUGUUCAGCUAAGCCUCACCCCGAGGCUCCUCUCUAGAAUUGGCCAGGGCCAUGCUUUAAGGCUAAAGUUCUGUUGUGUAGUGUGUUUGAAGCUGUCACUGAUAAUCAAUAAAACCUAACGUAUGGGCUGAAAAUAACAGAAAUGAUUGACCUGCAAUCCUGCAUGUCUCCUAGGAAAUAAUGUGUGACACAAAAAUAAAGACGUUCAACCUCA